Molecule: messenger RNA, 475 nt
Organism: Paramecium primaurelia
Lineage: Eukaryota; Ciliophora; Oligohymenophorea; Peniculida; Parameciidae
Source: the annotation of a GenBank genome assembly
AUGAUAUCUAUAAGCAAGUCUUUCUUUCAUCUAAAUGUCCUUUUAUUAUAAUUAUUAUUACUUAGUGCUAUUUGUUUUUUAAACUCUUUUUAUGAAGAAGUUAAUAAUAAGUAGAUUUUAUUCAAAAAUACAAAUUGCAAAUGUAAUGAUUAAAAAACUGUACCUUUAUAAGCAUUCGAUCCCAGUAAAGGAAUGAGUUAAGUAAUUCUAUAAUAAAUAAAUUAAGUAUGUAAUAAAGUUCAGAACAUAAUUGACACUAAAUUACCUCGCUUUUAAAUCUAUACUCAUCAAAAAAAAAAGGUCACUUCCAAACUAGAUCUGCUUUAACUAUAUAUUGAUAUGUAUGGUUAUCAAACUAUUGAUGAUCAUGAAUGUUUUAUAUUGUAGCAAUAUCUUCCUUUUUAAGACUAUUAGUACCUACUUCCUUGGGUAAAUCAUUAUAAUAGUGUCUGGAAUAAAAUAAUAAGUUGAUUGA